AUGGAGAGGUGGGCGUCCCCGAUGAUGCCAGUAGUGUGUUCAGUGCGGUACGAUAAACUUGGUGCCUACCGCAAAGUCAAAUGUGGUAACGUAUUGUCGCACACCUUCGGCUCCCUAAACGGGCUUCGGCAAGUGGGCAUUCUCUCUCCAUACCUGUUCAAUACGUACACAGAUGCCCUGAAUGUCAAACUGAAAUCACUCCCAUUCGGAUGCCCUGCCAAUGAAACAACUAUAAAGAAGCUAGGUUACGCCGACGAUAUGGUUCUGAUUUCCCCAUCAGUGCAAGGUCUCCAACGACUCAUCGACACUUGCCGCCAAUAUGCAGAGAAAUUUGAUAUUCUAUACAACGGAACCAGGACCCAGUGCAUGUCGCUGCUCCCGAGAUCGCUUAAGCAUAUUGCAGAACCCCAAAUUUUCCUCGGAAAUCAUCGGCUGGAAGUCGCGCACGAAUUUCCGUAUUUGGGUCACAUUAUCACGAAAGACCUAAAAGAUGCGGCAGACAUGGAACAGAGGCGUCGUAAACCAAGGGCCAGGCAGAUUGGUUUUUUUCCAGUCAAGUAUUUGACAGAGCUGUGUCUUGGCAAAGACACCACCAUCAGACUCGGAACAUAUGGCACCUACAUCGACGUGCAAGAACUUGUAGUUAGUGUCAACAACUCUUAA
Messenger RNA from Macrobrachium nipponense, 663 nucleotides. RefSeq lists its product as uncharacterized. The record is from RefSeq and is a predicted model, not a curated record. Bases 1 to 663 code for a protein of 220 amino acids. NCBI's taxonomy places the organism in Eukaryota, Metazoa, Arthropoda, Malacostraca, Decapoda, Palaemonidae. The transcript has 2 exons.